Messenger RNA from Dendronephthya gigantea, 927 nucleotides. RefSeq names its product leucine-rich repeat-containing protein 59-like. The transcript has 7 exons. Bases 52 to 897 code for a protein of 281 amino acids. The record is from RefSeq and is a predicted model, not a curated record. Gene Ontology annotation, molecular function: protein binding. Lineage: Eukaryota; Metazoa; Cnidaria; Anthozoa; Malacalcyonacea; Nephtheidae.
AUUCGAAUCAUUAUUCAUUACGUGUAAUAAUAAAACAGAAAAAUAUUUAAAAUGAGCAAGAUAAAAUUCACUAAAGAAGAUCUGAAAAAUAAAUUGGAGGGGAAUGUACUUGAUUUAAGUAUGUCUGAUCUUUCUAAAGUACCAGUACGAGAGUUGGCAGCAUUGCCAAAAGCCACCUCGCUUGAUUUAUCAUCUAAUAUACUAACAACCUUACCUGCAACAUUCUCAAUGUUAACCCAUUUAACCACAUUAGACCUAAGCCAAAAUACAUUAACUGAAUUGCCAGAUGAAUUUGGUCAGUUAGUUAACCUGUGGAGACUUGAUUUAUACAGCAAUAAACUGACAGAAAUGCCAGUGAGUUGUGUGCACCUUAAAAGAUUAAAAUGGCUUGAUUUGAAAGAAAAUCCAAUCCAAGCAUUGUUACCAAAAGUGGUUGGAGACUGCCUCAAUGAUGAAGAGUGUAAACGCUGUGCUGCUAACAUGAUUGCACAUCUCAAAAUGAUAAAUUCUGAACAGGAAAGGAAAAGACAGAAAAAGUUGAAAGUAGAAAGAGAAAUUGAAAAAGAAAAAAAGAUUAUCGAGGAAGCUGAAGCAGCCAAAGAACGAGAAUUAAAAAGAAGGCAAAAAAUGUUGCAAAAACAAGAACGUAGAGCAGCCUAUGAGGCGAUGGAAAAACUAAAGAAAUCAUCAGCUGAAGAAGCUGAGAGAAAGAUAAAGGAAGAAAAAUCUGUCAACGAUGAACGCGUUUCACAGAACGGAAAUAAGCAAUCAGAAACAUCCCGCUGUUCUUUUACAUUCAUCGUUUCUCUUAUUGGAUUAAUAUUUGGAAUAACUGCUCUAUUUUUAUACUGCAAUAACAAUGACUGUAUUCCUACUAAAUUGAAGCAGAUGUUAUAGUAUAUAUAAAAUAAUGAUGAUUGUAAAUUG